Molecule: messenger RNA, 1087 nt
Organism: Colias croceus (clouded yellow)
Lineage: Eukaryota; Metazoa; Arthropoda; Insecta; Lepidoptera; Pieridae
Gene: Nf-YB
Product: nuclear transcription factor Y subunit B-3
Exons: 6
Coding region: 171-725 (184 amino acids)
Biological process (GO): regulation of transcription by RNA polymerase II
Cellular component (GO): CCAAT-binding factor complex
Molecular function (GO): protein heterodimerization activity; DNA-binding transcription activator activity, RNA polymerase II-specific; RNA polymerase II cis-regulatory region sequence-specific DNA binding
Source: RefSeq, a predicted model, not a curated record
UUAGUCUAUGAUUUUAGUCAAUAUUGACUUAAUAUUGUUGUCGAAUGUUCGAUUUGUUUAUCCAAUUUUAGGUAUUUCAUACUUUAUUCCUGAAGAAAAUCAUUUAUCUAAUACUUCUAUAUAUAACGAACAUAUAAUCUGUAAACAAUUUGCGCAAAAAUCUAUGAAAAAUGGAAGGCGAAGAACUUGGCGGGGACCUAGUAAGGCUCGAUAAUGGAUUCCUUGUUGACGAAGAGACGUAUGUUGUUAAAUCAGACGACUGCCUAGACCAAGAUGGGAAUAAUUCAGAUUCAAACAGCGGCUAUAAGAAUACUCCUUUGCGGGAACAAGACCGUUUCUUGCCAAUAGCUAACAUAGCUAAAAUAAUGAAAAGGGCAAUUCCAGAAAAAGGAAAGAUAGCAAAAGAUGCAAGGGAGUGCAUUCAAGAGUGCAUUUCUGAAUUUGUGUCAUUUAUAACAAGCGAGGCAAGUGACCGCUGCAAAAUGGAAAAACGUAAAACAAUUAACGGAGAAGACAUCUUGUUUGCUAUGAAUGCUCUGGGCUUUGAUAACUAUGUGGAACCCUUGAAAGUUUAUCUCAAAAAAUACAGAGAAAUAGUUUUGUCACCAGUCACAAUUAACAAACUAAAUAAAACUAUUGUAUUAUAUGGAAGUGAUGGGUUAGCACUGCCAACUGAAAAUGACAGUGAGACACAAACUGAGACAGUUAUUUAUGGUUAUCCCUAAAUUUUUGGGAUAUAUAAUUUUACGUGGAUUUUUAAAUUGGAUUAUUGAAAAUUUACAAAAUUAAAAUUUGUUUCAAAUUGUCUUUUUUAUACAUAAGAUAUUCACAUAAGUAUUGUUUUAAAUAUAAGGAUUUAGAAUAUGAUAUUUUGUAUCUGUUAUGACCUAGUUUACAUUCACAUCAUGGCCCUAUUUUGUUGUUUCAUAUAGAUGUGAUCAUUAUACUUUUAAUGUCACAUACCCUCAAAAAUGUUUUGAAAUGUAUUUAUAAAUUGUGCCAAUGCACAAUAUUUGGUAUAACCCAAGAGAAAAGUUAUUUUGUAGGUACCUAUUUAUAAUAAAUAAUAAUUAAAAUUUGGACAUGA